Molecule: messenger RNA, 2511 nt
Organism: Platichthys flesus (European flounder)
Lineage: Eukaryota; Metazoa; Chordata; Actinopteri; Pleuronectiformes; Pleuronectidae
Product: ubiquitin carboxyl-terminal hydrolase 42-like
Exons: 16
Coding region: 1-2511 (836 amino acids)
Biological process (GO): protein deubiquitination; regulation of apoptotic process
Cellular component (GO): nucleus; cytosol
Molecular function (GO): cysteine-type endopeptidase activity; cysteine-type deubiquitinase activity
Source: RefSeq, a predicted model, not a curated record
AUGAUGGUCUUCACAGGUGACUGUAGCCGCCUCCGGUGCUUGUCCGGGCAACAAGAGGAGAAGUCUCAACCUCCAGUGUUCAACUGGACUGAAACAUUCCAGUCCUGCUCCGACCUGAUAGUUGACAGAUCUUCAGAAAUGUCUGACCACGAGUCAGACGAUUGUAACCGAUCUCCCUUCACCAGUGGAGACGCGGGGAUGGACGGCCCCUGUUCCAGCAGCUGGGCGGUGGGUCCCACCGUGCCGAGUGGCUCUCCUCAGCUCAACAUCAGAUCUCUCUCAUCUGUGGACCGGCCCAAGGAGCAAGUGCUCAUCAAUGGUGACGGCAUUGAGUUGCCGCAGAAGGUCCUCUUCCCUCCAGACCUUCUCGAUCUGAAGUGGACCCAGGUUCACCCUAUCGGUGCCGGACUAAAGAACAUGGGGAACACAUGCUUCCUCAACUCAGUACUGCAGUGUCUCACCUACACGCCUCCAUUUGCUAACUUCUUGCUGACCGGCGAGCACUCUAAAACAUGUAACGUUCCGGGGUUCUGUAUGAUGUGUUCCAUGGAAAACCACAUCAUUGAGGUCUUUUCCAAAUCUGGGAAAGUCAUCAAGAACGUUGGUGUGGUUAAUGAGCUCCACAGGAUAGCACCGCAGUUCGAGAUUGGAAGUCAAGGGGAUGCUUAUGAAUUCCUGCGGUACACAAUGGAGGCUAUGCAAACUUCUUGCUUACCUGGACCCAAAUUGGACAGGGAGACAGUCUCAACUUCUUUCAUCCAUCAAGUAUUUGGCGGGGACCUCAGGUCCAGAGUUAAAUGUUCAAACUGCAACGCAGUUUCGGAUACAUUUGAUCCAUUUUUAGAUAUCAAUCUAGAAAUUAAGACGGCUUCAAGCGUCUCGAAGGCUCUGGAGGAGUUUGUUAAGCUCAAGCAUCUUGAAGGUGACAACGCCUACAAGUGCAUCGACUGCAAUAAAAUGGUCACAGCCGUGAAGGGAUUUAGCAUCCACCGCAACCCCAACGUGCUCACCUUCUUACUCAAAUGCUUUGCAAACAACAGAGGACGCAAAAUAAAAGAGAAUGUAAAAUAUCCAGAGUUCCUGGACAUGCGGCCGUUCAUGUCUCAGACUCAAGGAGAGGCCCAACUUUACGGCCUGUACGCUGUGAUUGUCCACUCUGAAUACAGCAGUUGCAUUGGACACUUCUUCUGCUAUAUUAAGUCGAGCGAUGGUGAUUGGUAUGAGAUAAACGACGCCUCUGUGUCCGUCAGUGACAUCAGUACUGUUCUCAACCAGCAGGCCUAUGUCCUGUUCUACAUAAAGUCCAGUGAUGGGAAAAAAACAGCGGACUGCAGUCACAUGAACCACAACCCUGGAAUCCCUGGUCAACCCUCUCCGUCUCCCUUUCCCUCUCCCUCCCCCUCCUCCUCCCCCUCCUCCUCCCCCUCCCCCUCUCCCUCUCCCUCUCCCUCUCCCUCUCCCUGUCCCUCCACCUCUCCCUCCACCUCUCCCUCUCCCUUUCCCUCUCCCUCCCCUUCCUCCUCAUCCUCCUCCUCCUCCCCCUCCUCCUCCUCCUCCUCCUCCUCAAUCUCCCACUCAAUCAGCCGGCCCACAAUGAUCCCAGACCAUGACAUACUUCAGAAGCUUCCAUCUUUCAUUAAACAAAGCAAGCAGAACCACCUAUCCUCCUCCUCCUCAUCCUCUUGCAGCCAGCCCACCUCUGCCAGCAUCACCCCCUCCACCUUUCUACCCCCCUCACAGUCUACCUCAGACGUCCACUCAGAGGUUCCUAUCAUUCCACGUCAGCUUCACCACGUUAACGGCAUGUCUUGCAGUAACAGCGAUCACCACACUCUAGGUAGUGGAGCACCCCCCUCCUCCUCCUCCUCCUCCCUCUCCUCCUCCAUCUCCAACUCAAUCAGCCGGCCCACUGUCCACCACCCCACGGAGAGCUACCGCGACAGGUCCCCUCACCAUGACCACCGCCACCGAUCCAGAGAUGAUUGGGACUUUGAGCGGAGGGGUCAAGGUCGCUCCUACUGGGAAGAGUUUCGUAGUCGCUGGAGGUGGCCUCAGGAGGGUCGUGAAUCCCGGAUAAAGGAGGAAAAGAGCAGCACCAGGGAGAGGAACACUUACCCUUCAAAAGAGGAGACUUCUUUUCCUGCCACAGUUUCAGAUAUAGGCUUGCUGCUUCUGCCUCCAUUCUUCAUGACGAGAUCAGCUCCAGACACAGACGAUCAAAAUCCCAAGAGGGUUGCUGAUAAUAAGAGGAAGAGAGAUAAGUCAAAGGACAAAGACCAACACAGAGAGAGCGGAAAUUCUGACAUGGAUUCAGACAGAAAUGCUGAAAUAAAAAAGAAGAAGACAAGCAGGCAGCAGCAGGAUGAGGAGUCCAAGCAGCACAGCCAAGGCGCCGCACAGAGGCCCAAUAACAGAAGCCGCUUGGAACCUGAAAGCCGCAAGCGGAAGUUCUGUCACAUCGAGGACAGUACAUGCAUCUAUGGUUUUCCAACAGGAAAACGGCGCCACUGA